AAAAGAAGAAAUACUGGCAACGUCUGAUGAUGACACAUGGAAUAAUUCAAGGACUUCAGACACAAACAUCCCAGAGAUUGUUUAUCCACAAGCAGAAGACAAAGACAUCAAAACAGCUAAUAAAAAUAUAAAAGAUAAAAAUGCAGAACAUAACCAGGGUUAUCACAAAGAUGAUGAAAAAGAAUUAGAGUUGCUGUUUAAUCAGCACUUCACAGGAGCUAGAGGUACCUGUUCCAGAGAUGAAAGGAAUUUAUACACAACAGAACCAGUUAAUUUUACAAGUGAAACUGAAAAAUUGGUGAAAAAGGCAACCUGUAGAGAAAGAAGCAGUGACUUGCACCCUGUGCCUAUCAGUUCCUCAUCUGAAAGCACUUCACAAGCCAUAGGAGGAGAAUUAAAAGAUAACUUUAAGUAUUCUGUAAGAGAUAAUAGUGAGCUAUCAGGGAAGAAAGUCACUGCUGGCUCAGUAAACAGCGGUGAGGGGUCUUUGGAACAUACUGGUACCAGUGAAAGACUUUUCGUGGCAAAAUAUUUUCCUGCAACAAAGCAGAAUGAGGCUAACAAUAUUAUGGCUACUGUCUCAAGCUGGCAAGGAGAGAGCCACACAGAUAUUUCAAAAGGGGAAACAGACAGUGCCUCAGGAAGUAAGAUGAUGGAGAGGUUAUUCAUCAAUGAGAAUGCUGCUGAUACCUCAAAAGGGGCCUGUGAAAUGAGACCAGAAACCAUUUCUCCAGAGCAUGAUGAAUCCAUGCAAUUAAAUGCAUGCAUAGCAAGGACGCUGGAUGGCAAUGCUAAUCCAGCUCCAGAGCACCAGGUGCCACAAAUGUCUCACCAAACUCUGGAUUCAUUGAUGUCAGAUGCUGACAAAAAUGAAGGAAAAAUCAAGAUGAUUGAAAGCAAAGUUCAGGUACAUUUAAGAGGAGAUUUAUAUGCCGGCACUUUUGCACAUGCUGAUGUUUCAAUAGAUUCCACACAAAGCCAAUAUACACAAAAAAAUGGAGUUGGUGAAACGUCAGGAAAGAACACUGAUGCAGGGAAGGAGAAGAAAGUCAUCGAAAUAGCAGACUUGGAAUUAAUCGGUGAGGAGGAAGCUCCCAGACCAUUCAAGUCAUACAGGAAACACAAUGCCCAAGCACUGAACACAACACCUCUGCCAGCUGAGAACAAAAAGCAGAUACCUAGAGCCACUCAGGGGUAUGAAAGGCAAGACAAGGACACUCAGGAACACAGAGGAUUCACAAGGUUAAAAGACAGAGAGAAGCCAGACAGCACAAAUAAAGGGAGACUGAGUGGAAGGGAAAGUGAAGUAAACUCUGCAGAGCAGGGGUGGCAAGAAAUGGGGAGUGAGGUUUGGUGGGGAGCAAAGGGUAGCACAGAAUCUCAGAGCAUGACUCCCACAAAGGAGCUGUUUACCUGCCAGGAGGCAGAAAGUUGUGAAAAGUCUUCUGCCUCUGAGCGUGGUAUUACAGAGGAAGCAGAGGCAGGUAUAGCUUAUAUAAUUAAAACAACAUCAGAAAGUGCUCCAGAAAAAAUGUCUGCCAGUGAAAGAGCAGUAAUUGCUAAGGUACCUCCAGAGACUGCACUAAGUGACAGGCCCACAGAGGAAAAGGAAACAGCGUUUGAUACACAUGAAGGGAGAAAUGAUGGUUCACAUUAUGCUCUUUGUCAACUCAACACAGUGGGUGUAUUAUAUGACACUGAAUUUGAAAAGGAAUCAGUUUUAGGUAUUUAUAAUACAUGCGUACAUGAAACACCGCAAGGAGAAACGAAGUCUGUAUGCAGUAGCAGGGAAAAAUGUGCCAAAGCACAACCAGACAUGGGCAAUAUUCUACCUGUGGAGGAAGCAGUAAAGGCUUCUGCUACAGGAAAGAAAGAAGAUUUGCAGCAGGGGUUAUAUUCAGAAGAAUCUGGAAGUCCCCUGAGCACCCAGAAGUAUCCGUACAAUGAGGCAGCAGAAGAGCUCUAUAGGGAAGAAAGCCAAGUUGGUAUACUUUCCUGUUUAUGUGCUAAAGCUGAAACAAAAAUGCCACCUUCUGGUGCAAGUACUGUGCCCAGAUACCAUUCUGGAAGCUCUUCAGUGACAUGUUGUGACGGGUCCACUGUGGCAGGAGGUAUGGAACAGCUGUAUAGGCACUAUGAAUUCGAAGUCACUGGCAAGGUUGCUGCUGAGUUGGGGUACAAUUUAAAUCUACCUAAUGAAAUUACAUGCAUUAAUAAAAAUUUCUCUCCUGAAGCUGAAAAAGGAGAAGUACCUUCCACUUCAGACACAGCAAUUUCUAGAGAAGGAAGAGGAAGGAAUAUAGGUCAGUGUUUCCAUCAAGCAGAGCUCAAACAGGAGAAAUCAUGGAGGCCAGAGGUUUUAAAUAGUAAGACUACCAAAGGAAGUGGAGGAACAGGCGCUCAAUCUGACCAUUUAAUAACUGAGGGGAAAGUGCUAAACUGGUUUGAUGACUCACAGAAAGAAAGCCAGCACAUUUCUGAUUCUGCAAGUAUCUCUAACCAGAAGGGUGAAUCACUUAAGUUACCUAGUGAGUCUCCAGGUUUAAAACAUAUUGCUUUCAAAAUAUUUUAUUUCUUCUUCUUUUCACUAUUUGCUGCAACACUCUACCACUAUGAUUUGAUGGUCUGUCUUGCACUCUACCUGUUCUCCUUGUAUUGGCUAUACCGUGAAGGAGGAAGAAACAAGGAGUCUAUCAAGAAGGAAUAA
Acanthisitta chloris (rifleman) is the source of this 2707-nucleotide messenger RNA. RefSeq names its product protein phosphatase 1, regulatory subunit 3A (gene PPP1R3A). Lineage: Eukaryota; Metazoa; Chordata; Aves; Passeriformes; Acanthisittidae. The transcript is spliced from 3 exons. The record is from RefSeq and is a predicted model, not a curated record. The annotation marks the transcript as partial.